AUGACCAAAGCCACAACGUUCUCAUCAUGGGUCUCUCCAGAUCUCCAUAUACGAAAUCAAAAACAUCUUCUUCACCAUAAAAAUGUCAAACCAACUUUAAGAUCUUUACAAUUUCUAUCUCAAAGCUUCAACACUUUAUACUGUACACGAAUUCCCGCUACUUUAACACUGACUACAACCUCUAAUCAUCAAGUUACAGAUUACAAUGCUGGAAUUUUCAGAUUCUGUGAAAUGGGUAAUCUACAAAAGGCGAUGGAUUUGGUUUGUAAAUCUGAAGAAAUUGAUUCCAAGACGUACUGUCACAUCCUACAGCUUUGCGCGGAGUCAAAGGCUCUGCACCAUGGCAAGACAGUUCAUAAUUUGAUAUGUUCGAGGGGAAUUGAACUUGAUUCCGUUCUGGGUUCAAAGCUCGUGUUUAUGUAUGUGACCUGUGGGGAUGUGAGAGAAGGGAGGCGGAUUUUCGAUAAAAUCGAGAAACAUCACGUUUUUCUUUGGAACUUUAUGAUGAACGCGUAUGCAAAGAUGGCUCUUGGGAAUGAAAAUUUCGGGGAAAGUAUCCAUGGUUAUGUUCUAAAGCUGGGGUUUGGACUUGAUUGUACUGUGGUGAACUCCAUGAUUGCUCUUUACUUCAAGCGUGGAAACAUUGAUAAUGCACGGAAGCUGUUCGAUCAUUUGCCUGAACGAGAUGUGAUUACUUGGAAUACAAUGAUAAACGGAUAUGUAGCCAACAGUCUUCCAGAAACAGCCUUUGAGGUCUUCAAGAACAUGCUUUAUUCUACAGUUAGCAUGGAUUCGGCUACAAUGGUUAGUGCUGUUGCAGCAUGUGCAAGCAUGAGUUUCCUUACUUUAGGCCAAACAAUUCAUGCUUUUGCAGUGAAAAGUGAAUUCAACAAGGAAACAAAAUUUAACAACACCUUACUUGAUAUGUAUUCAAAAUGUGGUGACAUGGAUGCUGCACUUCAAGUAUUCAAAAACAUGAAUGAAAGUAGUGUUGUUUCAUGGACUUCAUUAAUUGCAGGAUAUACAAGAAAAGGUGAAUCCCAUAAAGCAAUCGAGUUAUUCCUCAACAUGAAAAAGAAAGGUGUGAAACCCGAUACUUUCACAGUCACAAGCAUCCUUCAUGCUUGUGCUUCAAAUGGUUCACUAGAAAAAGGCAAAGAAGUUCACAAUUACAUCAAAGAAAACCAAAUCCAAUCUUUAGCAGUUUCUAAUGCUCUUAUGGACAUGUAUGCAAAAUGUGGUAGCAUGGAUGAUUCAUAUCAUGUUUUCUCUGAAACCCCUUUUAAAGAUAUUGUCUCAUGGAACACAAUGAUUGGAGGCUACUCAAAAAAUUCUCUUCCAAGUGAAGCACUUACUUUAUUUACCAAAAUGCAAAGUGAAAUCAAACCUGAUAACAUAACAAUGACAUGCAUCCUUCCCGCAUGUGCCAGCCUGGCAUCUUUAAACAAAGGCCGAGAAAUCCACACACAUGUUUUAAAAAAAGGGUUUUCUUCAGAUCAAUUUGUCAUCAAUGCACUUAUUGACAUGUACAUGAAAUGUGGAGCUUUACUUUUAGCAAAAUCACUCUUUGAAAUAACCAAAAUCAAGAAUCUUGUCACAUGGACAAUCAUGAUUGCAGGGUAUGCCAUGCAUGGAUUUGGACAUGAAGCUUUAUCAACCUUCAAAAGGAUGCGUGAAAAUAAUGAAAAGGGUAAAAGAGGAAUUGAACCUAAUGAAGCUUCGUUUACUUCUAUACUACACGCGUGUAGCCAUUCAGGGUUGCUCAAAGAAGGUCAAGAAUUUUACAAAAUCAUGGUGAAUGAGUUCAAGAUUGAACCCAAGUUAGAGCAUUACGCAUCUAUGGUGGAUCUUCUUUCUAAAACAGGAAAGUUAUCAGAAGCAUAUAAGUUCAUCAAAAAGAUGCCUGUUAAACCUAACUCCACAAUAUGGGGAGCAUUACUUUGUGGUUGUAGGUUUCACCAUGAUGUGAAACUAGCCGAAAAAGUUGCAGAAGAAAUUUUCGAAUUAGAACCAGAAAACACAGGAAACUAUCUACUUUUGGCUAAUAUAUAUUCAGAGGCUGAGAAAUGGGAGGAAGUGAAGGUGUUAAGAGAUAGAGUUAGUAAACGGGGUUUGAAAAAGAAUGUAGGGUGUAGUUGGAUAGAGAUUAAGGGUGAAGUUUAUAUAUUUGUUGGAGGAGAUAAAGAGAAUCCAGAGGCUAAAAAGAUUGAAUCUUUAUUGGAUAAGUUGAAAAUGGAGAUGAAGAAAGAUGGAUGUUUAGAUAGAGUAAAAUAUGGAUUGGUUGAUGAAGAUAUGGAGAAAGAAGUUAAGGUUUGUGGGCAUAGUGAGAAGCUUGCAAUGGGUUUUGGGAUACUGAAGUUGGCUCAUGGUAGGACAAUACGGGUGAGUAAGAAUAUGAGAGUAUGUUGGGAGUGUCAUGAAAUGGCGAAAUUUGUUUCCAAGAAUGUUGGGAGGCAGAUUGUGUUGAGAGAUUCGAAUAGGUUUCAUCAUUUUAAGGAUGGGUUUUGUUCUUGUAGAGGUUACUGGUGA
Lactuca saligna is the source of this 2529-nucleotide messenger RNA. NCBI's taxonomy places the organism in Eukaryota, Viridiplantae, Streptophyta, Magnoliopsida, Asterales, Asteraceae. The record is from the annotation of a GenBank genome assembly.